CCAAACAGCUGAUACUUGUCAAAGUUGUUUACUAACUCAAAAUGUAAAAUUGUAGAUUCAGAUUUUUUCAAAAUUACGAAAUAUUGUUAACGGUUAAGUAAACAUCUAAAAUGAUGAUAAAAUAAGUGAUUAUCACGCAAGGAAAAAAAACGUAAAAGUAUAGAUAUGUUUUAAAGUGAAGCGGUCUGAAACAGUGAAUAAUUUUUUUAAAGUGUAGUUUUGUACAGAAUCUGAUUUGAAAAGCAAUAUUUAUAGAAUGAGAGUGGGAAUUAAAUAGGGUGCUCGCGAAAAUGUAAUACGGAGAACCUGAAUUAAAGUAACAUAGUUUUGGCAGCAGCAAAGCAUAUCACUUGAGGCGAAGCCUUUUAAGAAGUAGAUGCAACUUCAAUGAAUAAGAAGAUUCAAAAUUGUUGAGAGGGAGAUUAUCAAAUACACAUAAAAUUUGACUUGUUGGCCCCCCAGAAAUAAUUACACAAUUAUUUAGCUACUCACAUCCAUUGCUACCGCUGAAGACGUCAUUGACAAUAGCAGCAAGGCAACGUGGCCGGUAACGCAGGUUCAGUUGUGUUGGUAACACAAAGUGCGUAAGAAGUAAAUCCAAGAUGGCGGCACGAGGCUCACAGUGUUGCCUAACCAUGGCGACCAGAAGUUACAGCUGCAAAAAUAAUGCUGACAAGAAUGUCAGCUUCCUCGGAUUGGGCAACAUGGGCGGUCCUAUGUCUGCCAACAUAGCCAAAAAGGGCUACAAAGUCCGUGGCUACGACCCAGUCAAGGAGACUUUGGAUGCGGCAGCCAAGAGAGGUGUCACCAGCACCAGCUCUAUCGCGGAGGCGGUCAAGGGCGCUGACGUUGUGAUCUCCUGUCUACCCAGCAGCAAGAUUGUGCUGGAGACGUACCUUGGAGAAGAUGGUGUGGUUAAAAAUGCGGCGAAAGGCACUCUCUUCAUCGACUCGAGUACAAUCGAUCCCAACGUGUCGAGGAAAAUCUUCUGCGUCGCUCAGGAAAGUGGAAAGCAUUUCGCUGAUGCUCCUGUUUCUGGAGGUGUAAUGGGUGCACAAAACGCAACGUUGGCCUUCAUCGUCGGAGGUCGCAAGGAAGACUUUGACAGGUCUCUACCCAUCCUCAAGUGUAUGGGUGUCAAGCAAUUCUACUGCGGAGAGAUCGGUAGUGGUCUGAUAGCAAAGCUGACUAACAACAUGCUUUUGGGUAUCACUUGCUGGGCCACCUGUGAGUGCAUGAAUAUGGGAAUCAAGAUGGGUCUCAACCCUCGGGUCUUGUUGGAUGUCCUGAACAACUCUACAGGCCGCUGCUGGUGCACGGAGGUGUACUGCCCCGUCCCCGGUCUCAUACCCACCGCGCCCUCUAGCAGAAAUUACGACAACGGCUUCAAGAACGAGCAUAUGGUUAAGGACUUGGAGCUGGCCAGCAACAUGGCUCUUGGCAUCCGCUCCCCCGUCAUUCUCGGCGCCAUGACCACGCAGCUGUACCGCGUCAUCGAAUCCCGUGGAUUUGGUGAGAAGGACUUCUCUUUCGUCUACAAACUCCUCAAUGAAGAAAUUAAAAAUAAGUAAAUUUUAAGUGUCA
Messenger RNA from Trichoplusia ni (cabbage looper), 1584 nucleotides. Its product is annotated as probable 3-hydroxyisobutyrate dehydrogenase, mitochondrial. Lineage: Eukaryota; Metazoa; Arthropoda; Insecta; Lepidoptera; Noctuidae. Gene Ontology annotation, biological process: L-valine catabolic process. Gene Ontology annotation, molecular function: 3-hydroxyisobutyrate dehydrogenase activity; NAD binding; NADP binding. The record is from RefSeq and is a predicted model, not a curated record. Bases 603 to 1571 code for a protein of 322 amino acids. Gene Ontology annotation, cellular component: mitochondrion. The transcript is spliced from 6 exons.